This is a messenger RNA of Gasterosteus aculeatus aculeatus (three-spined stickleback), 2851 nucleotides long. It is a transcript of the gene sybu, whose product is annotated as syntabulin (syntaxin-interacting). Gene Ontology annotation, biological process: axonal transport of mitochondrion; synapse maturation. The record is from RefSeq and is a predicted model, not a curated record. Lineage: Eukaryota; Metazoa; Chordata; Actinopteri; Perciformes; Gasterosteidae. Gene Ontology annotation, cellular component: cytoplasmic microtubule.
UUCCUGUCCAAUUGCGUGAGUCCUCCUCAGUGUGCACGCAGCUCUCUCCCCCAGCGAGCAGCAGAUCGGAGGCUGCCACCGCCGGAGCACCAGCAGCGGAACGACCCCUUUGUGCUUCACCGACUGACGCGCGUCUCCUCUGCAAGGAAAACACCGUCACACAUCCAGAGGAAAACACUGAGUGAAGCACAAUGGGACCGUUCCAAGAAUAUGAGGAAAAGAAGUCGCCGGAGAAAGGAAGCCCGCGCAGCCGCAUCCCGCGUUUGGUUCUCCAUCCCUUCAGACCAAAGGACAAAGGUUCGCCUCUGUCUGACUCACCGUUCUCAGAGGAGGAAGGGAAGGAGUGUGACAUCAGCUCAGACCAUUCCAAAAGGACCAUCAGCACCAACAGCUUUUGCUCUGAUGACACCGGCUGCCCCACUAGUCAGUCUGUGUCCCCCUCCAAAACCCCGUCAGGCUCAGAGCAGAGUGCCCACGGCUCGCCCGCACUGCCGGAGCGCAAGACCAAGGUGAAGAGGGUGCGCGUGGUGGACGAGCGCAGCGGCGAAACACGCAGCGCCCCGAAGCACAAGAGGGAGCUGAGGUCGGCCAUGAAGGCCAGAGGUAGUGAGGCCGACUUCAGCUCCUCAGGCAGCACAGGCAGCCUGAAGACCAAGGAGAGCCUGGCCUCUAUCUCAGCUGGGAGGAAAGCUCCUUCGCGCAGUCGCAGACCACUCCCUGUGUUCAGACCCCCUGGCAGCCCGGCGGCUAACCGCGGUGCAGAGCUCUACGCUCCCUACAGGACUCCUCCCAGAGCUGCCUCCUCCACCACCAACAGCAGCAGCUGCAACUCCAGCCCCACCUCCAGAAGAGUGAACCCGGGCCGUUUCCACUCCUGCGGGGAUAACCAUGGCAUCAGACCGCCGAACCCCGAGCAGUAUCUCACCCCGCUACAGCAGAAGGAAGUGGCCAUCAGACACCUGAAGACCAAACUGUUGGAGUCUGAGAACACAGUCCGGGACAGAGAAACUGAGGUCGGGGAGCUAAAGUCUCAGCUUGGCAGAAUGAGGGAAGACUGGAUCGAAGAAGAGUGUCACCGGGUGGAGGCUCAGUUGUCUCUCAAAGAGGCCCGCAAAGAGAUCAAGCAGCUGCGCCAGGUGGUGGAAACGAUGAAGAGCAGCCUGAUGGAGAAGGAUAAAGGAAUACAGAAGUAUUUCAUCGACAUCAACAUCCAGAACAGGAAGUUGGAGUCCCUGCUGCAAAGCAUGGAGCUGGCCCAGAGCGGCACUAGCCUCCAAGACGACAACACCUUGGACUGCAUCUGCGACGGCCCCGGCCCCUGUGGGAAGAAGAUGGUCGGGGAUGAGGAGGGUGGACUGGAGCUGGGAACCCAGGGGGCGGAGGCGAUGGCGGACAGCGGGCUGCUGGCAAACGACGAGAUGGCCAACAGAGCGGACAUUUUGGAGCAGGUCUUCAUGUCCACUGCUGUGGAUUUUAGUCAGGACUGCAGCGGCAAGCUGAUUGCGGGGACAGCGGAGUCUGUGCCUGGGGAGUCGGCGCUGUCAGAAGAGGGGCGGUUGAUUGAGGACUCCAUCGGGCCCCCACCGGCUCUACCAAACAACAUGGCUUCCAUCACCAUAUCCAUGAGCGCACCCUCCCAGCAGGACACUGAGGACAAAGGAAUGCAGACAGACAUGUUGCCCGUGGGGCCAGACUUGCAGGCCGUGCUCUUCCAGCUGCUCAAGUUCCAUGGAGCAACAGGGGGGGAAGCGGCUCUGUCAGCCUGCAGCGGUCUCCCGAUCCCGCCAGACUCUCCCUCCGCCAAUGCCGCCAUCCCCGACUCGAAACCCCACCGACCCAGCAUUCUCGCUCCUGAUCCCCCGCAGAGCCCCGACGACUCUGCCGAUUCCGGCCUGGGCUGCUCGGAACCUGCAGUGAGCCGACGGUUCAUGGAAGAGCUGGAUUUCAGCGUCGGCGAGGAGGAACCCGGUGUGUCUCCGCGGCUGGAUGUGGACGGCAAGCGUUACUGGAGCAAUAGCUUCCUGGUGGACCUGGUUGCCGUGGCAGCCCCUGUGCUGCCCACGGUGGCUUGGCUGUACUCCAGGCACGGCGUGGACGGGAGUGCUCCAGUGUACAACAUCUCAGCUCUCAUCAGGGGCUGUUGCAUCGUGGGAUUGCACUCUCUCCGUCACGUCACUCGCAGGCCGGAUGCGUGAAGGCCUUCACCCCGCAUGCACGCGCCUGACCUCUAACUUAAAAGCACUUAAGCAUCUGUUUCAGGAGUAUUUUGCAAGAUCUCUUGCGGGUGUUUUUUUUCUUUUUGUUAAACACACUUAAGUUUGUCUCUGCACGCACUUUGCACUGUGCUGUUACCAUGGAUUGAAGCAAAAUGGUGACAAGAAAGGCUUUAUUUAUAAACGGGGUUAUUUAUGUAUUUAUAAUUGACAUGUAGAAACUGAUCAUCUGGGUAGAUGGUUUUGUGUUAUUGUCGUGUGGUGUCCCUUACCAGUGUUUAUAAAAAUUAAUUUUCUAAAAAUUAUAGUUUUGGGGGGGGGGGUGAAAGAUUGAAUGUUUCUAUUUGAUAGGUUUGAUAUGUCCAGUGUGGGGUUUUUUUUUUUUUUCUUUUUUUUUUUUCUUCGUUCAAAAAGAAACCUUCAGCCAAAGCUUUAAUGUGAGUUCACUGCGUUUCGUGAAGUGUAUUUUAUUUUCCCUGCUUGGAGUAGAGCUUUAUUUGGCGCAGCCUGUGCAUUGUUAGAAAUAAAGCAAUGCUUAAGAGCAAUUGACACUUGUUAUGUGCCUGAACUAUGUGCAAUACUGGUAAUUUACAUCAAAUGUACUUGUAUAUUUAUUAUUAAAGCAUGAUAAAAUCCUG